CGCACGCGCGGUGCUUCUCGGCGGGUAGAGGGGUUGAGGCGCUCUUUUGUUUGGCGGAGGAGGACCGAGCGCGGGAGGCCCGCCGACCAACCGUUUCUCGCUCUUUUCCUCACCGCACCUCCAAUUUCCUUUUUUUUUUUACUUUUUACUCGCCUCGCGCCUUGUCGCUCCGCGCCGCUGUUUGGGUUUCUUUUUUUAAUUUUUUCAUCAUAUCCCCCUUUUUCGCUCGUGCGUUGGUGGUGAGGCUGAACCAGCCUCCUUUAAAGCUGCAAAACUGGCGAGCACAAUGGGAAAAAAGCAGAACAAGAAGAAAGUGGAAGAAGUCGUAGAAGAAGAGGAGGAAGAAUAUGUGGUGGAGAAGGUCCUCGACAGGCGGGUGGUGAAAGGAAAAGUCGAGUACCUCCUUAAGUGGAAGGGCUUCUCAGAUGAAGAUAACACGUGGGAGCCGGAGGAGAACCUCGACUGCCCCGACCUCAUUGCAGAGUUCCUGCAGUCCCAGAAAACAGCACAUGAGAGUGACAAGUCGGAAGGAGGCAAGCGCAAGGCAGAGUCAGACUCUGAUGACAGAGGGGAGGAGAGUAGACCAAAGAAAAAGAAAGAGGAGGCUGAGAAGCCUCGAGGCUUUGCAAGAGGUUUUGAGCCAGAGCGGAUUAUUGGUGCCACAGAUUCUAGCGGAGAGCUAAUGUUUCUGAUGAAAUGGAAGAACUCCGAUGAAGCCGACCUGGUCCCUGCCAAGGAAGCGAACGUCAAGUGCCCACAGGUGGUCAUUUCGUUCUACGAGGAGAGGCUGACAUGGCACUCCUACCCCUCAGAGGACGAUGACAAGAAGGAGGACAAGAACUAGCCUUCCUUCCCCUCCACCCCCGUCCCUCUUUUGGCCAAUUUUUGUAUUAGAACAUCAAGACUGUGGGUUUGGGCAGGAAGCAAAGAUGGUCUUGGCUGAGGGGGGAAGGUGCCCUCUGUAGAAAACAGGACAAUUUUUCAUGCCCUCGCGCAGUGUGGCAUGGCAGCGUGCGACUCUUUCCUUCCUUCCUCCCUCAUGCCUGCGUGGGGAAGGAGGGGAGGACGGGGCGAGUCCUUCCCAGCUGUUACCUGCUUGAGGUAACGAAGCAAAAACAAAAACCAGCCCCGUGCAGGACAAAGCCUGGGGCCUGGACAAGCUGCCACAAGGGGCAGCAGGUGGGGGGCUGCUUGUUCUCCGAGGACCAUCUCAGUGACCAGCAGCCUUUCUUCCCAAUAGUGUUAACUGCAUUUUUACGGUUUAGCAUGUGUGUAGGCGUUCUUUCUCUUUUUUGCUAUUAUUGGUGUAUCAUUGGGGGAGGGGGGUGGAGGGUACUGAUUACUUUGGAGUGGGAGUGGAGCUAUUCAAGCUCUGCAUCCAAACAUGUAGUUCUUGCAAAGGACACCUCAUACUGCAAAGAAAAGUGUGUGUGUGUGGGGGGGGGGGGGUUGAGGGAUCUUGUCUUAAAAGCUGAAAAGGCAGCAGCCAUUAAUUAAGCUACCAAAAUUGUCACAUUACUUCCAAAAUGAAUGAAAAACGGUCCUUUAAUACUUAUGUUUUCCCUCCCCCUUGUAUUGAGGGCACUGCUGUUGAAAGCAACCUAAUGAACGUAUAGUAUUACUAAUUCUGCAUCAUUACUUUAUGCUAUGAAUAAAUUCUGGGGUGCUGCGCCGUUUGUUUUGGUUCUCCCUCCCCCUGGUAUAUAUGUGAAUUUCUAACUUUCUUUUAAGAUCUAGGUAUUUUAAGGAAGGAAAUAUGGAUGAAAUCUACCCCUCUACAGCACAACGUAGAUUUCAAACCAUUCUGUAAAAAUUAUUUUCUGUUCAGACUUGGGGCAUGAGUAGCUGCUUUUCUUGCCUUGGUCCUCUGCUAUUUCAUUUUUAAUUAAGCAAGUUUUUGUUUUUACAAAUUUUACCUCUGAAAUUUGCCCCACAUCCCAGUAAACCACCAGUUUCUCCUUUGCGGGGUGGUAUGUAGGUAGAAAUGUAUUGUAUAAACCUUUUUUAAAAUUAAGCAUGUGUUUUAGGUUUAUGUGAAAAUGUUGUCUAAAACAUAAGUGUUUGGAUUUUAACUUCAUACUGAACUGUCUUUUUGUCUCAAUAAAACUUUAGAUUUAUAA
Sphaerodactylus townsendi is the source of this 2120-nucleotide messenger RNA. RefSeq names its product chromobox 1 (gene CBX1). The coding region runs from base 287 to 844 and encodes 185 amino acids. Gene Ontology annotation, molecular function: chromatin binding. Lineage: Eukaryota; Metazoa; Chordata; Lepidosauria; Squamata; Sphaerodactylidae. The transcript is spliced from 5 exons. Gene Ontology annotation, biological process: chromatin organization; negative regulation of transcription by RNA polymerase II. The record is from RefSeq and is a predicted model, not a curated record. Gene Ontology annotation, cellular component: nucleus; pericentric heterochromatin.